Messenger RNA from Condylostylus longicornis, 1836 nucleotides. RefSeq lists its product as uncharacterized. Gene Ontology annotation, molecular function: catalytic activity. The record is from RefSeq and is a predicted model, not a curated record. The transcript is spliced from 2 exons. Lineage: Eukaryota; Metazoa; Arthropoda; Insecta; Diptera; Dolichopodidae. The coding region runs from base 1 to 1836 and encodes 611 amino acids.
AUGACUCAUGAAACCGCAACAUUGCCUCGGAUUAACACUGUUGAUAACUUGGUAACGAACUUUGGAACGCAUAUACGGACUCGAAUUGGACAAUGGAAUGUACGAACUAUGAUGGAAUCGUCAAGAUUGGCGCAAAUAGAAUCAGAAAUGAAAAGGUACAGGGUGAAAAUACUGGGUGUUAGUGAAACUAGAUGGCCUGGUUUAAAUGAGAUAACAACAGCAAAAGGCAACAAAUUCAUAUACUCCGGAAAUAAUAAUGGCGGCUCUAAUGGUGUGGGAAUGAUAAUAGAUAAAUCAAUAAGUAGUAGCAUGAUGAGUUGGAAAGCUGUCUCUGAUAGAAUAAUCUUGGUCAGAUUCUACUCUAGAAUAAGGAAAAUUACAAUUAUACAGUGCUAUGCUCCCACCGAAACAGCUAAUGACGAACUCAAGGAUGAAUUCUACUCCCAGCUUACGUCGGUCAUAAGUAAUAUACCGAGAACUGACAUCAUAAUACUUAUGGGUGACCUAAAUGCAAAAAUUGGUACUAGGAUGCAGGGUGAUCCGCAAGAAAUCAUUGGCUCACACGGCAUUGGCUCAAGAAACAACAAUGGAAGCCGGCUGCUUGACUUAUGUACAGAAUUCAAUCUGGCCGUGGGCGGAACCCUCUUCCCACACAAAAAUAUACAUAAAUAUACUUGGGAAUCACCGAAUGGUCACACAAGAAAUCAAAUAGACCACAUAUGUAUUAACACAACCUGGAAACGAUCAUUGUUGGAUGUCAGAUCACGAAGGGGAGCAGACAUACAUAGUGACCACAUGCUUGUCACCGCAGAUGUCAGACUGAAACCAAGCACCAUAAGAUACGCGGCACAAAGAAGAAGAGAAUUAUCUACACGUCAGUUGGGCCCCAGUGAUAUACAAUCAUGUAUAAGGCAAAUUGGCGAAGAGACACUGGGGACUGUAAGAACAGAAAGAAAGGCUUGGAUUUCUGAUGAUACAUGGGCAAAAAUAGAAAGACGGAGAAACCUGAAAACCACGCUUCUAACGCGCCCAACGCCUGAACUAAGAGCAGAAUACAAUAAUGUGGCAAAGCAAGUUAAGAGGUCUGCCAAAAAUGACAAACGGAGGUACUACAACACCCUAGCCUCACAAGCACAGGCGGCAGCCGAGCGUAACGACAUGCGCACCCUGUACAACAAAAUAAGAACGAUAACAAAAUGUAACACCAAAAAUAACCGGCCAAUCAAUGACAAAAAUGGAUGUAUGUUAACAUCAAGAACUGAGCAACUUCAUCGCUGGAGGGAGCACUUUCAAGAAUCUGGUGCCACGGCCCUGCAACAUACUGAAACAGACCAGAACACAUCGUAUACCCAAAAUUCAAGAAUAAGCAUAAGCCCACCCACACAGAAUGAAAUAUCGGAUGCACUUAAAAGAUUGAAACAAGGUAGGGCAGAAGGUCCUGAUGGCAUCCCUGCAGAGUUGCUGCAAGCCGAUACCAGGAGUGCAGUAGCAAUACUUCACCCAAUUCUGCAGAGUGUGUGGGAAGACGAAAUAAUACCAACCUCAUGGAAACAGGGUAUAAUUGUGAAGUUGCCGAAAAGGGGUGACCUCAGAGAGUGUUCUAACUGGAGGGGAAUCACCGUGCAGAACUCAGUAAAUAAGGUUCUGGCACUUGUAAUCCUCGCAAGAAUUGAGGACAAGCUAGAAGAAACAUUACGAGAAGAACAGGCCGGAUUUAGAAGGCAAAGAGGCUGCAUUGACCAGUCAAACACUCUCAGACUAAUAGUGGAACAAUCAGUAGAAUGGAGGUCACCCCUAUUCAUUCAUAACAUUCGUCGAUUUCGAGAGGGCAUUUGA